Haliotis rufescens (red abalone) is the source of this 582-nucleotide messenger RNA. RefSeq lists its product as uncharacterized. The transcript has 5 exons. Lineage: Eukaryota; Metazoa; Mollusca; Gastropoda; Lepetellida; Haliotidae. Gene Ontology annotation, cellular component: membrane. Bases 1 to 582 code for a protein of 193 amino acids. The record is from RefSeq and is a predicted model, not a curated record. Gene Ontology annotation, molecular function: glutamate-gated receptor activity.
AUGGGAAGCGACAUACAUGACACUAUUGAAGAAUGGACGACACAGCAUGGCGUGACUGCAAUGUUCUUCCACUUGAAUGCCUUUGAGCGGAGUCUGACCGGCUUAAUGGAGAAAACUCUCCAGAAGAACCAACUCCACAUUUAUCGCAAAUUGUUUAACUUUGUCGUCUUCUGUGACGGUAUCAACAACUGCUUGCCACGCAUCACACAUAUGUCUUCCAAAAAAGACAAGGAAUGCGGACAAGGAACACUGCUGCGUCAUUUCUCGAAAUGGUUAUUCCUGAAUGUGGACCCGCCAUUAUUAACAGAAGUAUAUGCUGAUCUGGACAACAUAGCAAUAGCAGUCAAGUGGGAUCCAUUUUGCAAGAAAUCAGCUUCUUCAACAAAUGGCUCCAUUGUGUACACUCAUAUCUGCAAGGAUUUUUUCGACAGCUUUGCCGAAUAUCUCAAUUUUACAUAUGAACUGAUCGAACCGCCUGACAGGUCCUGGGGUGAAUUGUCCGAAACAUGGAGCGGUCUUCUUGGCAUGGUGGCACGAAAUGUAAGGAGAGAAUAUAUUGAUUUGAACUAUUUGCAAACGUAG